CGAAUGAGAGACAUCGAUCGAGAGAGACAUCAGGAGAGGGACAUAGAGCAACAAGAGUGACACAAUAAUGAGACAGACCUAAGCCAGACUAUAGACUGACAUUUACAUGUAUUAAGAGUACGUACAGUAUUAGUAAAAAUUCAAGACGAGACUUUUGGUAGGGUAGACAAGAGUUAAAUUAACUCAUGCAAGUGCAGUCAGCUGUUGAUAACAUAGUUAGGAAGAGAGUAGACAGUAUCUGUCACAAAUUACGUUUUUCUAUUGGCCGAUUUAGGAGCUUCAACCUUCCCUUCCUCCCUCAAACUUUCUAACAUUUCCUACAUCUCCCAGUCAUAUUUUUUUGGAUACAGCCUGAAUGACAGAGUCUACAAAUCCAUCAGUCCUCCCUCGAGAGGAACUCACAAAGACAUGGGACCUCCUCCAGCUCCCAGAACCCUCUUGUUCUUCAUCCUCUUGCAGAGGGGAGUUGAGUCUCAGCAGAAUACCCAACCCCACUCUAUUAAGAUAGAUGGGGACAUCACUUUAGGAGGCUUGUUCCCAGUCCAUGCCAAGGGCCCAGCUGGUGUUCCAUGUGGAGAAGUGAAAAAAGAAGCUGGGAUACAUCGAAUGGAGGCUAUGCUAUAUGCCCUGGACCAAAUUAAUGGGGAUCCCGAGCUUCUUCCCAACCUGACGCUUGGAGCUCGUAUUCUAGACACCUGCUCUCGAGACACCUAUGCUCUGGAACAGUCUCUUACCUUUGUUCAAGCCCUGAUUCAGAAAGACACCUCAGAUAUUCGCUGUUCCAAUGGAGAGCCAGCCAUUUUCAGCCGCCCAGAGAGGGUUGUGGGAGUGAUUGGCGCUUCAGCAAGCUCAGUCUCCAUCAUGGUGGCCAACGUGUUGAGACUCUUUGCUAUUCCUCAGAUAAGUUAUGCCUCAACAGCUCCGGAACUCAGUGACAACAACCGGUAUGACUUCUUUUCCCGUGUGGUACCACCGGAUUCCUACCAGGCGCAGGCUAUGGUGGAUAUUGUCAAAGCCCUUGGAUGGAAUUAUGUGUCCACAUUGGCAUCUGAGGGCAACUAUGGAGAGAGCGGAGUUGAAGCUUUUGUACAGAUUUCCCGGGAAGCUGGUGGAGUGUGUAUUGCCCAGUCUAUUAAGAUCCCUCGGGAGCCACGUCCUGGAGAGUUCGAUAAGGUGAUCAGAAGAUUACUAGAGACUCCCAAUGCUCGUGGCAUCAUUAUCUUUGCCAAUGAGGAUGACAUAAAGCGAGUUUUAGAAGCAGCCCAUCGAGCCAACCACACAGGACAUUUCUUGUGGGUGGGGUCUGACAGCUGGGGAUCCAAAACAUCCCCUAUUUUGGGACUGGAAGAAGUUGCAGAAGGUGCUGUAACUAUCUUGCCAAAAAGAGCCUCAAUUGAUGGGUUUGACCAGUAUUUUAUGAGCCGGACGUUGGAAAACAACCGGCGCAAUAUUUGGUUUGCAGAGUUUUGGGAAGACGAUUUUAAGUGCAAACUGACCAGAUCUUCCUCACAAGAAGAUUCCAGGCGAAAGUGUACCGGGGAGGAAAGGAUUAGCAGAGACUCACCAUAUGAACAAGAGGGAAAAGUGCAGUUUGUCAUUGAUGCAGUGUAUGCAAUGGCUUAUGCCUUACACAGCAUGCAUAUUGAUCUCUGCCAGGGAAGCCUUGGGGUCUGUGACCAGAUGGAUCCUAUGGACGGGCGACUGCUAUUACAGUAUAUACGUAGAGUAAACUUCAAUGGAAGUGCUGGAACUCCUGUCAUGUUCAAUGAAAAUGGAGAUGCCCCAGGACGAUAUGACAUUUUCCAGUAUCAGAUGACCAAUGCUUCUGCUCCAUCCUACAGAGUGAUUGGACAAUGGACAGAGUACCUACGACUUAAUAUUGAGGAGAUGCAGUGGUAUGGUGGACAGGCUGACAUUCCAUCAUCUGUAUGCAGCCUUCCCUGCCAAUCUGGAGAGAGGAAGAAGAUGGUAAAGGGGGUGCCAUGUUGCUGGCACUGUGAACUGUGUGAUGGGUACCAGUUCCAGCUGGAUGACUUCAACUGUCAGGCUUGUCCCUUUGACAUGCGGCCUAAUCUCAACCGAACUGCUUGUCGCCCAACACCAAUUGUAAAACUGGAGUGGGAUUCAGCAUGGGCCGUACUGCCUCUUUUUUUGUCAAUCUUGGGUAUACUCAGUACCCUCUUUGUGGUUGGCACCUUGAUACGUUUUAAUGAUACUCCAAUUGUGCGUGCCUCUGGACGAGAACUAAGUUAUGUUUUGCUUACUGGAAUAUUUUUAAUGUAUGCCAUUACCUUCCUGAUGAUGGCAGAACCUGGAGUGGUAGUUUGUGCUCUUCGGCGGCUUUUUCUUGGUCUUGGCAUGUGUAUUUCCUAUGCUGCCCUCCUAACCAAAACAAACAGGAUAUACCGCAUCUUUGAGCAGGGAAAGCGUUCAGUGACUCCUCCUCGGUUCAUUAGUCCAGCUUUACAGCUGGUCAUCACCUUCAGCCUAAUUUCUGUACAGCUGUUGGGCACAGCCAUCUGGCUAGCAGUGCUUCCCCCACACAGUGUGAUUGAUUAUGAGGAACAGCGAACACCCAACCCCGAGCUAGCUAGGGGGGUGCUGAAAUGCGACUUGUCUGAUUUGUCCUUAGUCAGCUGCUUAAUGUACUCCAUCCUCCUCAUGGUCACAUGUACUGUAUACGCAGUGAAGGCCCGUGGCGUGCCUGAGAACUUCAAUGAGGCCAAACCAAUCGGUUUCACUAUGUACACAACUUGUAUUGUCUGGCUGGCCUUUGUUCCCAUUUUUUUUGGCACCGCACAGUCUGCUGAGAAGAUCUAUAUCCAGACCACCACCUUGACAGUAUCGAUGAGCCUGAGUGCUUCUGUCUCACUUGGAAUGCUCUACGUGCCCAAGGUUUACAUCAUACUUCUCCACCCUGAGCAAAAUGUUCAGAAGCGUAAGCGAAGCUUCAAGGCUGUGGCGACAGCAGCCACUAUGUCCACCCGCCUGUCCCAGAAAAACAGUGAGCGACAAAACGGGGAAAGCAAACCACCUGAAAAGAGUCUGCCUGAGGGCAAGUGAUUAAAUCAAAGGUUUGAUGGGUCAUCAUCUCUGGUUGUUUUUCAAACAAUUAUAUACUUCAGGAUGUCCCUGGGCUCCACCACUUGAAGCAUACGUCAGCGUGUUUGUUCUUCACCGAGGCAUAUUGGAGGCUCCCAGAGUGGGAAUCAUCAACAUGAUACAAUGCACAAAAAUCUCAUCUGAGAGUACCUUACCUGACUAAUUUCUUAACAGAAUUGUUCAAAGGACAUUUUAACUGAUCUCCAACAGAAGUCUCCUGUCAGGAUCCUGCAUGGCAGACUAGUUAACCUUGCUCUUGUCAGGAAUUGGUACACUAUUUAUUCUGCCACCUUUCAACAUAAUUCAUAAUUUUGCCUCUCUCAUUCCAUAAUUGACCCCCUAUUACAUUUUACAUAAACCAUUAUUGUAAAACCCUGCUGAUUUUAUUAAGUGAAAACCAUCUUUCGCCCCUCUCCCUGCAUUUCUUACCCCAACAGUUGCAUGAGUGCAGUGCAUCAAGAAAUUCUGGCCACCAUCUUGUACCUUAAUAGAAAUUUAGAGUGCAUUCUUUAAUCACCCAAAUGCCAGAAUUCAGAGCAUCAUCCAUUCUCUUUACACAGAAAGUUCUGCACAGCAACUGAAAACCCAUAAUGCAGAACCAUUUUGAAUGAAUUUAUUACCCUUCUCCUUCCUGUGGUUACGGUACCAUUCAAACCCUUCCCUUGACAGAUCUGUGUAGGACCCCUGUGGUGUCCUCUCAGCACAGUGAAGACCAGCAUCCCUAGUGAAUUGUGCCCACCAGAAGUUUAGGUGCUAUAUUCUCAUUUUCCUCAUUAGCCUAUAGAUUUGGCACUUUCCCUAAAUCAUACCCAACAUCACUUUCCUUUUUUACUGAGUGAUUUAUGCACAGCAGAACGUAAGUCUUCUGCUGCUAUAUUCUUGUGGGGAACCAUAUUCAUCAGCACUUGCCCUUGCGUCACCACAUGCUUUUAUUUUUUUUUACUGCCAAAGCUUUAUGUGGUAUCACACAAUCGCCAGUCUGUCAAAAACUGUCAUAUCAUCUCUUAUCUCAUCUUCCACUACCUUGAGCUGGGCUGCGUACGUUUUUAAAUAAUUUGUAUUAAUUUUAGCAGAGUUGCAAAAAACAAUACGUCUUCAUAAAAUCCAAGACAUGAUUCAUUCAAUCAACUAACAUCUUCAGCUGGGCUGCUUUAUGACACUAGUGGUUCCUCACUAAGUGCAGAAAAAAAGUGCAUGGAACUGCAUCUGAUGUGAACUAGCACUAAAGUAUGCCAUACAUUAUACAAAUUUCUUAUUCAAUUUAAUUUACAUUUACCUUCAACUAUGUAGUGCAAUGGCCUGCCUG
Molecule: messenger RNA, 4408 nt
Organism: Rana temporaria (common frog)
Lineage: Eukaryota; Metazoa; Chordata; Amphibia; Anura; Ranidae
Product: metabotropic glutamate receptor 6-like
Exons: 11
Coding region: 409-3063 (884 amino acids)
Biological process (GO): regulation of synaptic transmission, glutamatergic; G protein-coupled glutamate receptor signaling pathway
Cellular component (GO): membrane
Molecular function (GO): adenylate cyclase inhibiting G protein-coupled glutamate receptor activity
Source: RefSeq, a predicted model, not a curated record